Molecule: messenger RNA, 2001 nt
Organism: Pipistrellus nathusii (Nathusius's pipistrelle)
Lineage: Eukaryota; Metazoa; Chordata; Mammalia; Chiroptera; Vespertilionidae
Source: the annotation of a GenBank genome assembly
AUGGUGGAGGCCAUAGUGGAGUUUGACUACCAGGCCCAGCACGACGAUGAGCUGACAAUCAGCGUGGGUGAGAUCAUCACCAACAUCAGGAAGGAAGAUGGAGGCUGGUGGGAGGGACAGAUCAAUGGCAGGAGAGGUUUGUUCCCUGACAACUUUGUAAGAGAAAUAAAGAAAGAGAUGAAGAAAGACCCUCUCUCCAGCAAAGCUCCAGAAAAGCCCAUGCACGAAGUGUCCAGUGGAAAUGCUUUGCUGUCUUCUGAAACAAUUCUGAGAACCAACAAGAGAGGUGAGCGUCGGAGGCGCCGGUGCCAGGUGGCGUUCAGCUACCUGCCCCAGAAUGAUGACGAGCUGGAGCUGAAAGUUGGUGACAUCAUAGAGGUGGUAGGAGAGGUAGAAGAAGGAUGGUGGGAAGGUGUUCUCAAUGGAAAGACUGGCAUGUUUCCUUCCAACUUCAUCAAGGAGCUGUCGGGAGAGUCAGAUGACCUCAGCAUUUCCCAGGAUGAGCAGCUCUCCAAGUCAAGUUUAAGGGAAACCACAGGCUCUGAGAGUGAUGGGGGUGACUCGAGCAGUACCAAAUCGGAAGGUGCCAAUGGGACAGUUGCAACUGCCGCAAUCCAGCCGAAGAAAGUUAAGGGAGUGGGUUUUGGAGAUAUUUUCAAAGACAAGCCAAUAAAGCUAAGACCAAGGUCGAUUGAAGUAGACAAUGACUUUCUGCCCGUGGAAAAGACUAUUGGAAAGAAGUUGCCUCCAGCUACAGCAGCUCAAGACUCAUCAAAAACAGAAAUGGACAGCAGGACAAAGACCAAGGAUUACUGCAAAGUAAUAUUUCCAUAUGAGGCACAGAAUGAUGAUGAAUUGACAAUCAAAGAAGGAGAUAUAGUCACUCUCAUCAAUAAGGAUUGCAUCGAUAUAGGCUGGUGGGAAGGAGAGCUCAACGGCAGACGAGGAGUGUUCCCUGAUAACUUCGUGAAGUUGCUGCCACCUGACUUUGAAAAGGAGGGGAAUAGACCCAAGAAGCCACCUCCUCCAUCCACUCCUGUCAUCAAACAAGGGGCAGGUACCACUGAGAGAAAACAUGAAAUUAAAAAGAUACCUCCUGAAAGACCAGAAACGCUUCCAAACAGAACAGAAGAAAAAGAAAGACCAGAGAGAGAGCCAAAACUGGAUUUACAGAAGCCUUCUGUUCCUGCCAUACCACCAAAAAAGCCAAGGCCGCCCAAGACCAAUUCUCUCAGCAGACCAGGCGCACUGCCUCCGAGGAGACCUGAACGACCAGUGGGUCCCCUGACCCACACCAGGGGUGACGGUGCAAAGAUCGACUUGGUUGGCAGUUCGCUAUCCGGCAUCUUGGACAAGGAUCUCUCGGACCGCAGCAAUGACAUCGACCUAGAAGGUUUUGACUCCGUGGUAUCAUCUACUGAGAAACUCAGUCACCCAACCACAAGCAGACCAAAAGCCACAGGGAGGCGGCCUCCGUCCCAGUCUCUCACAUCAUCUUCCCUUUCAAGCCCUGAUAUCUUUGACUCCCCAAGUCCCGAAGAAGAUAAAGAGGAACACGUUUCGCUUGCACACAGAGGAGUGGACACAUCAAAGAAAACUUCAAAGACUGUUACCAUAUCCCAAGUGUCUGACAACAAAGCACCCCUGCCACCCAAGCCAGGGACUAUGGCUGCAGUUGGUGGUGGCGGAUCAGCUACUCUGUCCUCGGUGGUACCCACCCCCCUGUCGUCCUCUUUGGGAACAGCCGGACACAGAGCCAACUCCCCAUCUCUGUUUGGCACGGAAGGAAAACCAAAGAUGGAGCCUGUGGCCAUUGGCCAAGCAGCCGUGGAGGAGCUAAGGACACAGGUCCGAGAACUGAGGAGCAUCAUCGAGACCAUGAAGGACCAGCAAAAACGAGAGAUUAAGCAGUUACUGUCAGAGUUGGAUGAAGAGAAGAAAAUCCGGCUUCGACUGCAGAUGGAAGUUAAUGACAUAAAGAAAGCUCUUCAAUCAAAAUGA